Micropterus salmoides (largemouth bass) is the source of this 4486-nucleotide messenger RNA. RefSeq names its product macrophage mannose receptor 1-like. Gene Ontology annotation, molecular function: protein binding. The coding region runs from base 240 to 4187 and encodes 1315 amino acids. The record is from RefSeq and is a predicted model, not a curated record. Lineage: Eukaryota; Metazoa; Chordata; Actinopteri; Centrarchiformes; Centrarchidae. The transcript is spliced from 23 exons.
UUUUACUUCCUGACUCCAGCAGCAUAGUUGUCAUUGUUAUACAACAGCCUGUUUUUCUUCAAUGAAUCUUUACUACACCCUUUUCUAAAGACUUCAGUAUUUAAAACCAGCAGACAACCGAUAAACAUCAAACAAGUACUGAGCUUCUGUACAAGCAGCACAGAGUAACUGACAGUCAGAGGCGUCUGACAUCUUGUAUUUUUAAGCAGAAGGAGGUUAAAGAGACACUGGUCUAACUCAUGGAUUAUGGGGUGAUCAUCAUUGUGCUCACAGGAGCACUGGUCAAUGUUGCCUCUGCCCAAACUCAUCAGUACUACUUUGAGAGUACACCACUGAACUGGACUGAAGCUCAGAGCUUCUGCAGACAGGUCUACACUGACCUGGCCACCGUAGAAACCAUAUCUGACGUCAGUACCGUACUCAGCACCACACUGAGCUACACAGGCAAAGCUUGGAUAGGUCUCUAUGAUCACAGCUGGAAAUGGUCCCUGAGUAACAGCAGCUUCUAUGGUGAAGCAGACACGGGGUUUAGAAACUGGGCUCCUGGACGUCCCAUCAAUCCUAAUGGUCAACAGAACUGUGUGCUGCUUCUAAACAAUUACUAUUACUAUUACUAUUACUAUUACAAUAACUUCCUUGGAACAUGGUUGGACAUGAAUUGCAACUACCAAUACUUCUCCGUUUGCUACAAUGGUUCAGUAAAUGGCACAUCAUCCUUUGUAAAAGUCGACAAAUAUUUCAAUUGGACUGAUGCUCAGAGAUACUGCAGGGAGAAUUAUGUCGAUCUAGCCAGUAUACGAAAUCUGGCAGAAAAUAACGUCAUCACAAAGCUGGCAGCUGGGGACGCUGUGUGGAUCGGUCUGUACUGGGAACAACUAUGGUCUGAUGGGAGCCCCUCUCUGUUUCAAAACUGGGCCGGUGGGCAACCAGACAGUCCAGAGCAGUGUGUCACCACAAUGUUCAGAAACUCAGGACUGUGGUCAGAUGAUAACUGCUCCCUCUCUUUCCCGUUCAUCUGUUACUCAACAACUCCUCCAAAAACAGAAGACUUCAGAUCAAUAGGACAAAAUGAGACCAGUAUCACUCUGCAGUGGAAUAAAGUGAACAACAACUUCAGCUUUAUUCUCCAGUUUAAUGAUGCAGAGAUCAACAUCACUGCAGCAGAUGGAGAUGGACCAGUAACUCACACAGUCUCAUCUCUCACUGCUGCAACUGAAUACACAUUCACUCUCUUCUCUGUGUUUGAGGACGUCAGAAGCAGUGGAGUAAACAUUACUGCAGUUACCGCUCCUCCAAACGCAGAAAACUUCAGACCAACAAGACAAGAUGUCACCAGUAUCACUCUGCAGUGGAACAAAGUGAACAACAGCGUCAGCUUUAUUCUCCAGUUUAAUGAUGCAGAGAUCGACAUCACUGCACCAGAUGGAGAUGGACCAGUAACUUACACAGUCUCAUCUCUCACUCCUGAAACUAGAUACACAUUCACUCUCUUCUCUGUGUUUGAGAACGUCAGAAGCAGUGGAGUGAGCAUUACUGCAGUUACUGGAAAUCGUCAGUACUACUUUGAGAGUACACCACUGAACUGGACUGCAGCUCAGAGCUUCUGCAGACGGAUCUACACUGACCUGGCCACCAUAGAAACCUAUACUGACGUCAAUUCUGUACUCUACUACAGCUCAUCAGGCUACACAGGCAAGGCUUGGAUAGGCCUCUACGGUGGGGGCUGGAGAUGGUCCCUGAGUAACAGCAGCUUCUAUGGUGAAGGAGAGACAGGGUUAAGAAACUGGGCCCCUGGAUAUCCUGGGUAUGAUUACGGACAACAGAAAUGUGUGAUGCUUCAAAGCCAUUACUAUUACUACUUCAAUUACUACUUCUAUGACUACACUGGAAAGUGGUUGGACGUUGAUUGCAACUACCAAUUCUUCUCUGUGUGCUACAACGGUUCAGUAAAUGGCAAAUCAUCCUUUGUAAAAGUCAACACACCUUUGAAUUGGAUUCAAGCUCAGAGAUACUGCAGGGAGAAUUACGUCGAUCUAGCCAGUGUACGUAAUAUGGGAGAAAAUAAUGCCAUCGCAAAAUUGGCAGCUUCUGACUCUGUGUGGAUCGGUCUGUACUGGGAACAAUUGUGGUCUGAUGGGAGCCCCUCUGUGUUUCAAUACUGGGCCAGUGGGCAACCAGACAGCACAGAGCAGUGUGUCACCACAGUGUUCAGAAACUCAGGAUGGUGGUCAGAUGAUAACUGCUCCCUCACUUUACCGUUCAUCUGUUACUCAACAACUCCUCCAAAAACAGAAGACUUUAGAUCAAUAGGACAAGAUGAGACCAGUAUCACUCUGCAGUGGAACAAAGUGAACAACAGCUUCAGCUUUAUUCUCCAGUUUAAUGAUGCAGAGAUCAACAUCACUGCACCAGAUGGAGAUGGACCAGUAACUUACAGAGUCUCAUCUCUCACUGCUGCAACUACAUACACAUUCACUCUCUUCUCUGUGUUUGAGAACAUCAGAAGCAGUGGAGUAAACAUUACUGCAGUUACCGCUCCUCCAAACGCAGAAGACUUCAUUUCAAUAGGACAAGAUGAGACCAGAAUCACUCUGCAGUGGAAUAAAGUGAACAACAGCUUCAGCUUUAUUCUCCAGUUUAAUGAUGCAGAGAUCAACAUCACUGCACCAGAUGGAGAUGGACCAGUAACUUACACAGUCUCAUCUCUCACUGCUGGAACUGAAUACACAUUCACUCUCUACUCUGUGUUUGAGAACGCCAGAAGCAGUGGAGUGAGCAUCACUGGAGUCACUAGAACUCGUCAGUUUUACUUUGAGGCUACGCCACUGAACUGGACUGAAGCUCAGAGCUUCUGCAGACGGGUCUACACUGACCUGGCCACCAUAAGAAGUCAUGCUGAAGUCUAUGCUAUACUCAGCACCACACCGAGCUACAGAGGCAAGGCUUGGAUAGGCCUCUAUGGUGACAACUGGAGAUGGUCCCUGAGUGACAGCAGCUUCUAUGGUGAAGGAGACACAGGGUUUAGAAACUGGGCUCCUGGACAUCCCUACCUUGCUAUUGGACAGAACUGUGUGCUGCUCAAAGAUUAUAUAUAUUUCUAUGGCUACAGUGGAAAAUGGGUGGACGUUAAUUGCAACGACCACUUCAACUUUGUGUGCUACAACGGUUCAGUAAAUGGCACGUUAUCCUUUGUAAAAGUCGACACACCUUUGAAUUGGACUGAAGCUCAGAGAUACUGCAGGGAGAAUUACGUCGAUCUAGCCAGUAUACGAAAUCGGGCAGAAAAUGACAUCAUCACAAACCUGGCUACUGGGGACUCUGUGUGGAUCGGUCUGCACCAGGAACAACUGUGGUCUGAUAGGAGCCCCUCUAUGUUUCAAAAUUGGGCCAAUGGGCAACCAGACAGUCCAGAGCAGUGUGUCACCACAGUGUUCAGAAACUCAGGACGGUGGUCAGAUGAUAACUGCUCCCUCAUUUUACCGUUCAUCUGUUACUCAACAACUCCUCCAAACGCAGAAGACUUCAGACCAAUAAGACAAGAUGAGACCAGUAUCACUCUGCAGUGGAAUAAAGUGAACAACAGCAUCAGCUUUAUUCUCCAGUUUAAUGGUGCAGAGAUCAACAUCCCUGCACCAAAUAAUUAUUAUGGACCAGUAACUCACACAGUCUCAUCUCUCACUGCUGCAACUGAAUACACAUUCACUCUCUUCUCUGUGUUUGAGAACUUCAGAAGCAGCGGAGUAAACAUUACUGCAGUUACCGCUCCUCCAAACGCAAAACAAUUCAGAUCAAUAGGACAAGAUGUCACCAGUAUCACUCUGCAGUGGAACAAAGUGAACAACAACAUCAGCUUUAUUCUCCAGUUUAAUGAUGCAGAGAUCAGCAUCACUGCACCAGAUGGAGAUGGACCAGUAACUUACACAGUCUCAUCUCUCACUGCUAGAACUAGAUACACAUUCACUCUCUACUCUGUGUUUGAGAACAUCUUAAGCAGUGGAGUGAGCGUUACUGCAGCCACUGGCCCUAAUUAUGUUCUUGCCAUGAACGUGGAAUUGGAGUCGUUUUCUCAGCUGUCGGACUCGGAACUGCAGAGUGCACUAACUGCUCUCUUCAACCAAUACAGACUGUCACCAGAGUUAUCUAUGAAAGUGUUGAGACGUGAGCUCAGAAACGACAAGAUGAACUGAAGAAGAAUGGAUCUGCAAUGCAACAUUUUGGAACUUUUUUUCACGUUAAUUAGAAUUUUCACAAUUUGAUUUGCUUUCCUUGAAGCAAAUGAAAAAAACUUAUUGAUAGGAAAGAUUUCUCAUCAGCUUCCAGUGAAAUGUAGUUUGACCUCAAUAUUCUGCUUACUUAUACUAGUACUACUUAAUACUUCUAGUGCUAUGAGGAUCUCUUUGUUGUAUGUAUUGCUUAAAGAUUCCCUCCAGAAAUGUUUUAGACAUAAACAUAUAAAAAGACAUAUAAAAACAUUCUUCCAACUUGU